Ictalurus furcatus (blue catfish) is the source of this 2858-nucleotide messenger RNA. It is a transcript of the gene shtn3, whose product is annotated as shootin 3. Lineage: Eukaryota; Metazoa; Chordata; Actinopteri; Siluriformes; Ictaluridae. The coding region runs from base 687 to 2555 and encodes 622 amino acids. The transcript has 16 exons. The record is from RefSeq and is a predicted model, not a curated record.
AAAUACAUUUUCCUGUUUCUUUUUUCUUUUUAACUAUCAAAUCAGAAAUCAGCGGCUCGUUUACAGAAUGUCCCUCAAACCAAGUGAAUUUAAUUGUAUAUAUUAAUUUGUAUUAAAGAUGAUACCAUGCUGGAUAGGAUGGAAAACGCAUCAGAGUUUUGACCCUGUGGGCGGAGCCACGUCUGGCUGAGCUCGCUCAAGUGUGCGUAUGAAUGAUAUCAUAUAAGAGGAUGCAAUUCAUUACUUUCACCAAUAACACGAAAAAUUAAGAUUUUAUUUUUCCGUAUACUUAUUUUGCUAUGAAUUGGUGAAUAUAUUCAUCUGUAAUGUGCGGUUUGAAGGCACGGGGCUAUGUAUAAUCGUUAUUUGAACUCUGGCACGCGGCCCAUCGUUGCGCUGUCGUGCGCGCUCCCGUGUCUAGGCUGGCUGCGCGCACACGCAGUGUGAGUAGUAGAGGGGUCGCUCUCAUCCAGCCGGGUGGGACCACUCACUGUCUGCUGAAGGGCUAUGGAUGCGAGGCGGCUGUCUGGUAAUGGUAAUAUAAUUAGGACACAUUUAAUUUCUCUUUCUUGAACAGUUGUUUUUUCAAUCAGGUGAUGAGUUUAUAAAAGAUAUUAAACAGACCCGGUGUCCGUUUCUAACAGUCUAUUGUGCGCGCGCUUACCUUGUUCAUCAUUUCAGAAGCGAUGGAGGCCGGUGGAGGAGGCGAGCAGGGAGAGGCUCACAGAGUCAAGACUGAGUGCCUGAGACUGACUGAAGAGAGAGACGAAGCUGAAAGACAGCUUAAGCAUAUUAAGAGAGUUUCCCAAAUGGUAAUUGAGGAGGUGAACGUGCUGCAGACUCAGCUUGAGAUUGAGAAGUCCUGUCGGGAAAAUGCUGAAGCACUGGCCACAAAGCUGAACUGUGAGAACAAGAAGCUAAAGUAUCUGAGCCUGUCGUCUCGACCGUGUCUGGAUGAGCUCCUGCCCAGCAUAUCAGAUUGCAUCUCUCUGGAGGAGGAGGGCGAUCCACAGGAGCACAGCCCAGACCCCUACACUCAGUACCAACAGCAGGUCAAAGAUCUUCAGGAAACAGUCAACACUUUACUGGAGGAAAAAAAGCAGUUAGUCUGUCAGUUACAGGAGCAGAAAAGACAAAUCGAGGAGUUGACAGCCCUUACUGUAAAAGAGCAAGCAGAGAUGAAGGAGUUUUACAAGACCAUUGAGCAGCAAAGCAAGACCAUCAAGAGAUUCAACAGAGUGUCCAUGAUGGCUGCUAAUGAAUAUGAAGGACUGAAGGAACAGUUGGAUCUGGAGCAGAGCCUGAGGGAGAAGGCAGAGACCUAUGCACAUGAGAUGUUGGUGAAGCAAAAAGAAGCUAACAGGCAGAGCAUGAUUCUCCUGCAGCAGGCAGAUCCCAGUGUUCAGCUGCUCAAAGCACUGGAGGAUGUAGCAAAUGUAACCAAAACACUGGAGCAGGAACGUCUGCAGCACCAAGAAAAGCUGAAGGCUUUGGAGGUUGAGCUGGAUCAGAGUGCCUUGCGAAAGCAGCUAGAACAGCUGCAGAAACAGCUGGAGUUACUAGAUGAGGAAAAAAAAGACACAGAAGAACGUCUCCAGCAGGAGGUGAAAAAGUGUGGUGACUUGGAGAGCAGAGUGAAAGAGCUACAGGAGUCUCAGAGGAAAAGGGAAUUAUCGCCAGCUCCAUCUCCUGGGACUGCACCUCCCCCUGCUCCUCCUCCUCAGCCCCCUCCACCUCCACCUCCUCCUCCUCCCCCUCCCCCACCACCACCUCCCUCCCGCUGCAACCCCCUCAGCUCCCUCAUCGCAAUCAUGAGGAAAUCUUCCAAGACAGGAAAAGGCUCUCCAAAAUUAGAGCAGGCUCCAGUGCCAGAAGCUGCGGAUGAUGUCAAAGUAAAGGCUGUGAAUGAAAUGAUGGAAAGGAUCAAACAUGGGGUGGUUCUCAGACCUGUGAAAGGACAGGACACAAAGGUGAUGCUCAGUCUAAGUCCAGCUAGUGAGGAGAAGCACCAGGAGAGUGCUAUGGAGGAGCUAAAAGGCAUCCUGGAUGCAGUGAAAAAGAGUCCCAGUCGUGGCUUCCAGGAGACAUUGCCUGUUAAGAAGGACAGUGAACUGGAAGUGAUUCUCAGGAGGAGACGCAAGCAGGCCUGUGAACCAGCUUCAGCAGAUGAGGUGGAAGGUCAGAUCAGCAAAGUGUCUUCAUUUGAUAGUCUGAAUGGCCGGCACAGUUCAGACUCGGGAAAAGACACGGACAGGCCGAGCAGCAGCUCUCUCUCAGGGAGUGAUUCCAGCCCCAGGAGCAGUGCUGAUUUGGGAACAGAACCAAAUGGAAGCAAGCAAAAUGCUGCUGUGUGUACAUCUCUCUCAGAGAAAGAGCACUCUGAAUUGGUCAUCAGUGGUUCUUCUGCACGAGAGCUUAAGCAUGAAGAGCAGGAGAAAAGUAAACAGCACAGUGGCCUUAGCCACCCAGCGCAGCACGAGGACCCACAGGUGAUUAUCGGCUCCUCAGCAGACAGUACCAACACAGCAAACAGCAGCAUGGAUGCUGAGUGUUAACAGCAACAAACGGCACUAGCAGGACAGCUACAACAUUUGCACAGCAUCUUUUUUUUCUUCAAUUUAUUUAUUCCAAAGUCCAGAAAUGUUCUUCAGUUCUAGUUACUUACUGUCCACUUUUGGAAUGCAGCAGUAUUUACUUUUUCUUUAUAAAUGUAUUUUGACACUUAAAAGGGAACAGGCUCAAUUAUAAUAUUAUAUAAUAUCCUAUGAUAAUUAUAUUUACAAACUAAGCAUAGCCACAAUGAGUACAAUGAACAACAAUAUUUUAAAAGCAACAUAUGAUUUGCAUUCCUAACCAGU